CUCGUGUCACAGUGGAAGAGUCUUCCUCCUCUCUUCUUCUUCAUCCUCUUCUCCUCUCCGCACUGCGUUACAACCGCUCGGCUCGGACAAUUACGCCUAGCCAGCUCGGGAAUUUCAAUUCCAUUAUUUUAUCUAUGUAUUUAUUUUGGGGUGGUUCUCUUGUUGUUGCUUUUUUUUCUUUCUUUUUCUUUUCUUUUAGUCCCUCUCUCUCUCUCUUUUAGCCCGCAAAUGCACGGGCGCAAGUGCGCAUCACGCGGAGAGCCGCCGCGAGCGCAGCCGUGAUGGGACGCCGGAGCUCCGGGGGACGCGCGACUUUGGCCGCACGGCUGCUGCCGCCGCUUCUGCUGCUUCUUCUGGCGGCUACCGCUCUCGCUCGAGGCGUCCGCGGUGAGAGCCAGCAGCAUGGUCCAUCCAGCACGUUGCCGCGCUUUGUGGAGGAGCCGGUGGAUGCGUACAUCAUCAAAAGCAACCCCAUCAAGUUGCGCUGCCAGGCCCGGCCUGCCUUGCAAAUCUUCUUCAAGUGCAACGGCGAGUGGGUCCACCAGAGCCAGCACGCGUCCCGUGAGCAUACAGACCUGGGAACAGGGUUGAAGAUCCGGGAAGUGAUGAUCAACGUGUCCCGCCAGCAGGUGGAAGAUUUCCACGGUCCAGAGGAUUACUGGUGCCUUUGCGUUGCCUGGAGCCACCUGGGAACAUCCAAAAGCCGCAAGGCGUCCGUGCGGAUCGCCUACCUGAGGAAGAACUUUGAGCAAGACCCUCAAGGCUUGGAGGUGCCCCUGAGCGGCAUGAUUGUAUUGCAUUGUCGACCACCAGAUGGCGUACCGGCAGCCCAGGUGGAAUGGCUGAAAAACGACGAGCUUUUGAACCUUGGUGGCGCUGUGACAGAUCCCAAAGGCGACCACCGUCUGGUCAUCCCUCAGGCGCACCUCUCCAACUCGGGAAACUACACGUGUGUUGCCAGCAACAUUGUGGCCAAGCGCCGCAGCUCCACAGCUGCCGUUGUCGUCUUUGUAAAUGGCGGCUGGUCGACAUGGAGCGAUUGGUCGCCGUGCAACGUGCAUUGCGGUCGCGGCGUCCACAAACGCUCGCGCACGUGCACCAACCCGGCGCCGCUCAACGGCGGCUCCUUCUGCGACGGCGCGUCGGUGCAGAAGAGCGCCUGCACUUCGCCGUGUCCAGUGGACGGGGGCUGGGGCACGUGGACCGAAUGGUCGACGUGCAGCGGCGAUUGCGAGAGGAGGCGGAGCCGCGAGUGCACGGCACCUGAACCCAAGCACGGCGGACGCUUGUGUGACGGCGUGGCGCUUGCCACUGAUAACUGCACCGGAGACCUCUGCACGCAAAAUGGAAAAUUGCUGCGUGACGCCAAACCACAAGGUGUGGUGGAGAGCGGAGUCGGCGGCGGAGUCGGCGGCGGAGUCGGCGGCGGCGGCGGCGGCGUUGGCGGCGGGGGAGACGUGGCGCUGUACUCAGGCCUAGCGGCCGGCGUGGCGACGGUGGCGCUGCUGAUCGUGGGCGUCACCGUGUACCGACGCAGCCGCAGCGACUACGGCGUGGACGUCAUCGACUCAUCCGCCCUGGCUGGAGGUUUCCAGUCGUUCAACUUCAAGACGUCCCGGCAAGGCAACCCUCUGCUGAUCCGCUCGUCACUCCAGCCCGACCUGAGCGUGUCUCGCACGUACACCAGUCCCAUGUGCUUUCACGACGCCAUGGAUAAGGAGCUCUUGAACCCCCUGCCCGAUCUCAAGGUCAAAGGUGAGCCACAUAUUUGCUUAAAGAAGUUACGCCUUAUAAUCACUACUUUUAUGUGUGUAGGGAUCACAGAAGGUCCAGACUUCCAUCCUCAGACGUUCCCGAGGGGUCUGUCCCCAGACUACCGGGGCGUCGUGGUGGGUGCGACGCUGGGCCGAGGAGAAAGGAACCACUUUGGUCCCCAGCGGGUGGCGGCGCCCGCCGUCAGGCCGCGCCACAAAGCCACGACAGUGUUGGGCCACGCGGGGGGACAUCUGCUGGUGCCAAACACAGGUGUGAGUUUGCUGGUGCCAGUCGGGGGGAUCGCUCACGACACCACAUGGGAAACGACGGUCAUUGUCAACCAGGAGGACAGCAGCUCGGCGUUGGGCGAAGGAUCGGAGAUCUUCCUGAGUCCAGCCGUCACGUACGGCCCGCCGGGGCUGGAGCUUUCCUGCCCCGUGGUCCUGACCAUGGCGCAUUGCGCUGAGAAGGCCGCCGACCGCUGGAUCACUCGACUCAAGAGGCAGACGCAGGAUCGCAAAUGGGAGGAAGUGAUGUGUGUGCAGGAGGAUUGCACUUCUUGCUACUGCCUGCUGGAGGCGCAGCGCUGCCACAUUUUGCUAGAGCGACCCGGCCGCUACGCCCUGGUGGGCGAGCCGCUACGGCCGGACGCCGCCAAGCGCCUGCGACUGGCGGCCUUCGGAAGCCCGGACAGCGCCAACCCGAUGGGCUUCAUCCUCAGGGUCUACUGCGUGGACGACACGCCGCACGCUUUCCAGGAGGUGGCAGCGGGCGAACGCAUCCGAGGCGGGCGCCUGCUGGAGGAGCCCAAAGUCUUGUCAUUCCGUGGGAACGCGCUCAGCCUGCAGGUGAACAUCCAGGACGUUCCACAGAUGCUGUGGAACAUCAAGCCUUUCACCACCUGUCAGGAGUUCUCCUUCUGUCAGGUGUGGUGGGGCAAACAGCGCCCCCUGCAGUGUGCCUUCUCCCUGGAGCGUAACAGCGCCUCCUCGUCCUCUUUCUCUUCAUCUCCUCUCUCGUGUAAGAUCAGCGUACGUCAGGUUCAAGGUGAAGAGCAAAUCCUGCAGAUCUACACCACAGUGCAGCCCGAGAACCCAAAGGUACCUGUCCCGUUCCCUUGUGAGUCUGGCUGUUCCAUCACCUCCCAGGCGGGAUCACGGGCUUUCAAGAUCCCACUCUCCAUCCGCCAGAGGAUCAGCGCCACGUUUGACGGGACCAACGCCAAGGGCAAGGACUGGCGCCUCUUAGCCCAAAAGCUACACGUGGACAGGAACUUGGGCUACUUCGCCCACCACGAAAGUCCCGCGUCCAUAAUCCUGAGCCUGUGGGAGGCGCAGCAUCAGGACUCAGCCGACCUGGACUCCCUGGCCAGCGCUCUGGAGGAGAUCGGCCGGGUACACUCGCCCAACUGCAACGAUAUGAGGGGUUCCCUAAACUCAGCGAGGACUGCAGAUUGAAAUCCCGGACAACUGCAUGAACGCUGAGGAGCAGACACUUGCAGGGACUUCCCGGAAUAAUACGGAAGCUCGUUUCAGACAGGAACAAAGGUGAGGUUUGGGUUGUCGGGGGGAACGGACCACAAGCGUCUAUCUUGGAGAGAUGACUUCCUGUUCCUCAUCCUGUGGGCGCGCCAAACUUUAAGUGUGACGUCAUGUUGUCAUUUUCUUGCUUUUGCGUGGUGUCUUUAAAUGUGCGAAAAGUGGAGGUAAUAACAAACGCAAAAUGUUGGAGACUUCAUGCUACUACACCUGCUUAAAAAAAGUUGGCAUGAGGAAGAUUUCUUUGUGUGGCACCCUCGGAAGAGUAGUUACCUUGGACCACGACUUGGUCCAAUUGCUCCCAACAAAAUAAACUGGCUUUGUGUCCAA
Messenger RNA from Syngnathus acus (greater pipefish), 3623 nucleotides. RefSeq names its product netrin receptor UNC5D-like. Gene Ontology annotation, cellular component: membrane. The transcript is spliced from 17 exons. Gene Ontology annotation, molecular function: netrin receptor activity; protein binding. The record is from RefSeq and is a predicted model, not a curated record. Gene Ontology annotation, biological process: netrin-activated signaling pathway. Bases 282 to 3212 code for a protein of 976 amino acids. Lineage: Eukaryota; Metazoa; Chordata; Actinopteri; Syngnathiformes; Syngnathidae.